Molecule: messenger RNA, 2058 nt
Organism: Phytophthora sojae
Lineage: Eukaryota; Oomycota; Peronosporomycetes; Peronosporales; Peronosporaceae
Exons: 1
Coding region: 1-2058 (685 amino acids)
Biological process (GO): protein phosphorylation
Molecular function (GO): protein kinase activity; ATP binding
Source: RefSeq, a predicted model, not a curated record
AUGGCGCUCCCUCGAGUGCUCCGUGAGUCGCUGCUGCUGAUCCUGUCGACGCUCGCGCGCCCGUCGCUCGCCGAGAACUUUGCUGGCAUGGCCAUAUCGUCGCGGAUGGCGCAGCUCAUCAACAGCGGCAUCGAAUCGCCCAAGCUGAAGCUCAACGGGUCGCUGCCCAUCGAGGUGCAAUACCUGCUGACGCAGAGCGAUCUGGCCUGGCGAGACUUGGGCGGGACUCUGCAGCGACUCGUGCUCUGGGACCAAGGCUACGUCGUCACGAGCGCCAACAAGACGCGCGAGGUCAAGGUGCGCUGCGAUCUCAGCAUGGACGAAGUGGUGGUGACGCGCGACGAGUUCCAGGAGCUGAACAAUUGUCCAUCGAUGUCGUGCGUCGACCCUGUGAGCGCAGACACCGUCCUGCGCGGAACAAUCUGCGCCGAUAAUCAGAUCAAAGAGGUGGCCAAGUGCGCUGUCUUGGUAUCCGAAAGCGAGGCGAACGCAGCCUCAGUGACCGUGGAAACAAGUCUGAUCUGGGGAGAAGAAGGAAACAACACCGACGUCCCCAUGCCGACUGUGUACCGCCAUUCUUUCGAGUCUUUUGCCAUUACGCUGCAGCCACCAAGCACCAAUAGUGGGAACUGUCCCCGACAGCUUGAUCUCGUGAUCCCAUGCACGACGAUCACCUCCUCAGCGAACAGCAGCGAGUGGUGCACUCCACGCAAAUCCGGCGUGGUGGCAGGUCUCCUCCAAGAUCUAGCGGAAGCAAAAGUGGGUAAAGCCGACGCUGGGACGUCAGGGAUGCUAAUUGCUAUCUGGGUGGUGGCAGCAAUACUACUCACUGUGCUCUGCGCCAUAGGGGUCAUGUACUUCCGCUACCUGUUUCGACGAGAACAACGUCCAAGCACCAAGAUGGACCUCAUGGAGAAAUCAGCACUGGAGCAUUGCGCUCUGACCCCUGAAGGCGUUUUCUUCGUGAAUACAAACGGUAGCAACGGUGCUACAGAUUCCAUGUCGUCCGAACUGUCCGAUCUUGAGGCGGAGCUGGAGACGGAAGUUCGAAGGGGAUACUCGAGUGCAUCAGGACCGUCCGAGGUUGAUUACUCUGACGCCCUGGGUGCUUCGCAAGUGCUGCUGCUUUUCCAGAAUGACCCUGUCGUUCUUGCCUUACGUGUGCCUAUCAUCGAUGUGAACGGUGACAAAAUGAUAUCCCGUGGUAGGGAUGGCUCUCCGAAUGAGGUUCUUGUUGGAACGCUAGGAUCUCGCGAAGUGGUUCUAAAGCGACUACGGGUACCGAAGCGCAAUGACACUCAAGCUGUUGAACGGCUCGCACGUGAAAUUCGCAUGGCUGCAACGAUAGAGCACCCUAACAUCGCGAAUCUCGUGGGUAUAGCCUGGAACUCGUUCCAGAAUCUGAUGGCUGUUUGGGAAUACCAUCGCAGUGGUGACUUACGUCGUGCGCUUCGAAGCGGCAGGAAGGCUCAACAUUGGACAUGGACUAAGCAAAAGCUUCAGAUUGCAAUGGGAAUACUUCGCGGCUUGUCGUUCCUCCACACACAUUCGCCACCGAUUAUCCACGGCGCAAUUGAGCCGCGCCACAUCUUGCUAGACUCUGCUACAGGAGAGCCGGCGCUCUGUGGGCUCGGCCAUUGUGCUGGCCGGGCUUCGACUGCUUCAACUUCUGACGUCAAAAGGGGCGAACCUGGUGAAGGUAGCAUCUGGUGCAGCCCCGAGGUGCUGUCAGAGAGGAGAUUCUCGGAGAAGGCCGACAUUUAUUCCUUCGGUGUAGUCUUGGUGGCUCUAGACACGGGGAGGCUACUGGUAGAUGUCCCCAGAGAUGAUCUGCUGGACAUGUUAACACCUGUAUGUCCUGAGUUCAUCCGCGAGAUCGCCCACAACUGUCUACAAAUCGACCCGAGCUUGCGUCCUACGUCUCGAGAGCUACUGAAACACCUGGAAGAUAUAUCUUGUACCAGCAGCCCCUGGCCUUCGUGCGAAUACCCCAAAGCUGCCAAACGCAGACUGGAAUACGACGACGAACAGAUUGUACGAGCAGUCUUCUGUCUGUAG